AUGGAUGAAACUGAAGAAACUAAAUGCGAUGUUUUUAAAGCAGAAAAAGAAUCUGUGAAUAAAUCAUCGCUGGAUGGGAAAGAAUCAACGGAUACAUCGAAGAAAAGUCUUCAAAGUAUACGCGAUCAACUUCAAAAAUUACAUGACAGUGAUGCGAGUGCACAAGACCGUUAUCAAGAAUCAAAUGAAUUAUAUUCUGAACUGAUCGAUUAUAUUGCGAGAGCUACAGAUGCUGAUGCGAAUGAUAUUCAAAUUUGUGCGAAUCUUUUUGAAGAAGUAAUGCUACAGGUUCCACCUGAAUCUGAUUCGAAAGAAAGAAUAUUGUUCACACGUAAGGUUUUCUUUACAUCUCUCAAUUUGCUCUGUAAACCAGAAAUGUACACGUAUUUAAAUGAUAAUCAACAAACAAUAAUAGCGCAAGCAAAAUUCUAUGAAUUGGUGAUUUGUGCGCUUUUAAGCAUUGCUACCUCCAUUGUUGACGAGGUUAGUUUUAUUAAGACGGAUACUGCUAGCCGUAAAUACAUUAACUUAUUCUGCGCAAUGUGUAAAUGGGUGGAACGCAAUGUGCAUGAGGCGACUGCGAUCUGCACUGAAGAAGUCGAUGACAGUAGUUUAGCAAGUUGUAUUCUAUCAUUUUUCUGGAAUCUAACUGAUUCUACAGUUGUUGUGCCAUGGUUGGUCGAUGCUGGUUUGCCGAAAAUGGUCUUAGAAUGGUUAAAAGUAGUAACACUCUCAUCCGCAGCAGCUCAACAAUCCUUCAGUAUUAUUCAUAAUAUCUCAAGGCACGAUGACGGCGCCGAUGAACUCAAUAAAUUUGAUGGACUGCAUAUUCUUCAGAAUAUUCAAAAUGAUUACGAAGAACAGUUGUCUGAUAAAAGUGAUCUUCUCAUUUCUAUGGCGACCGCUCAUCUGUCAACAGUCGAAGAAAUUCGUUCAAAUAAUAAACGAAAGAACAGAAUUCUUAAUCAACUCUUACAAAUGACUAUUGAUGCCGCCCAAGAGGAUGAUUAUCGUGAGGGCGAUGGCUUUCAUGUGUCUGAGCCUUUGACCGUAUUCGUCAAACUGUUUGUGGAUGAUCAUUCACUUGAAUAUGUCUUCAAUCAUGCAGAAACUGAGCCACAACUAACAUUAUCAGCGACAAUUGCUUUAUUUGUCGACUUACUCAUCGCCUUUCAAGGUCCAUCUGCCAAGAACGAUUAUCGUAAACAACUUGUAAUCACAGCUCUAUUAAACAUUCUCUGGAGUAUUUCCUUCCAAGAUCGGUAUAAAACAAAACUGAAGCAAAAUGAAAAGUUACUGGAGAUCAUCAAAACUAUAUCUCUGGGCAAUGAUGAGAAAACGACUCAUCAAUAUGUUUCACGUUCUAUGGAAAGUUCGAGAAAUGCUUCUAAUGGUAUUCUUCACAAUCUUAAUGUGACAUCGGAAAAAGAGGAAAAUCGUAUUCCGAAUCUGCCGAUCGCUUCAGAUACGAACAAGAGUAAAGCGAUGGUUAUGAUUAGCUAUGCUCAUGAUAACAAUGAAUUUUGCGAUAAAAUUCUCACAGCAUUGAAAAAAGAUGAAGAUCUCUUUCGAAUUUGGAUUGAUCGCGAUCAUUGUUCAUCUAGUGAAGAUUUAUGGGAAAAGAUUGCUCGUGGUAUUGGAGAAGCAAAUCUUGUCAUAUGUCUUCUCUCGCAAGAUUAUUACAACAGCAGGUCGUGUCGAAAAGAAUUUACUUUUGCUUUCAAACGCAACAAACCUAUUAUUCCUAUCUAUUUCGGUAAACCUGGUGAUUGUGAUUGGCUUGAUAUUCACAUUGCUGAUCGCAAAUAUGUUCGUUUCACAAAUGACACAAAAGAACUGAAUACUACUAAAGUUCAAGAAAUGUUGAAGACGAUCGAAGCUACUAUCAGCGAAACGAAUGGACAAUCAUUACAACCACAACGAACAAAACAGCAUGAGACACCCGCACAGUCGCAAAAGGAAAACGAUAAAAUCCAGUCAACCGGUUUUGAUAAAGAGAAAUCGCCGGAAGAAUGGACUCGAGAAGAUAUUCGGAAAUGGUUUCAUACUCACAAUGUACCUGAUACGUUGGUGAAAUUAUUUGAUUUUCAGUCCGUGAAUGAAAUCAAUCAAUAUGCUCUUAAACUACAAACAGAUCCGAAGAAUGAAUUUUUGAAAUAUGCUCGUCGUUAUGCAAAGACUUAUGCAGAUGAUGAACUCGAAGAAUAUAUUUUUGAUCGAUUUAAAAAUUCUCUUCUCAAACUUCCCGUCGUUCGACGUGAAAUCAUGAGUUUGUCAACGUCUUCUUCAUCAACACCGAAAUCGACUGCAUGUAUUCUUCUCUGA
Molecule: messenger RNA, 2325 nt
Organism: Adineta ricciae
Lineage: Eukaryota; Metazoa; Rotifera; Eurotatoria; Adinetida; Adinetidae
Source: the annotation of a GenBank genome assembly